Arabidopsis arenosa is the source of this 3544-nucleotide messenger RNA. Lineage: Eukaryota; Viridiplantae; Streptophyta; Magnoliopsida; Brassicales; Brassicaceae. The record is from the annotation of a GenBank genome assembly.
AUGGCGGUUACUUACUGAUUUCAGGAAAAAAAACUAAGGAGCCUUUUUGCUUCUUUUAAUGGCGGAUACUCGAAACGGCAAGUCCCUUUUCUUCUUCUUUGUCUCGCUUAUUUUGCUUUUCCUUUCGCCGUCUUUUUCGGAUGUCACAGCUUCCGAGUCCGAUCCGAUUCCUUACGAGAACUCAGAUGCUUCUCCUGGAGUCGUGGCCAGCAGUGAAUCCGACAGGCAAGGUGUUUCAUUGCAUAGACUAGAGGAACUUGUUAGGAAUCUUACGGAAGUAGUUGCUAGAUUAGAUGCUAAGUUAUCUGAAACUCCGUUUAAGGUAAAGAAAGAGAUCAGUCGUGAUGAGAUCGAAGAGAAAGCCAAGGCUUUUUCCGUGACAAAGUACAGUCCUUUCUGGUCUGAGAGAUUCGAAUUCACAUCAGCUGUGAAACUAGACUCUGAAGCGACUUGUAUCAACGUGUUGCCGUUUCGAGAUCACGAAGGUUUUAGCAAGUAUUUCGCAGUUGGGGAUUCAAGUGGUAGAGUUUUUGUGUUCUUGAGAAAUGGGGAUGUUUUGGUUGAGUUUUUCACCACCUGCGAUUCACCAAUCACGGCAAUGGUGUCUUACAUGUCUGUGUAUAAGAACGAGAGUUUCGUGGUGACGGGCCACCAAAGUGGAGUCAUCUUGUUGCAUAGACUCCGCGAGGGCUCCAUCGGGGAAGAUUGGAAUUCCGUUGUGAUGGAAAAUGUUGGCAAGUUUGAUGGCACGGAGGACGGUUUGCAAGUGACUCUAUUGGAAGUGCAUCAUGUGGGUCGGGUUAGGUAUAUAUUGGCCGCAGAUCUUAGCGGAAAGCUCACGGUUUUCACUGAGAACAGGACGGUUUAUGGCUCGGUUACCCCAACGAGUAGACCGCUCGUGUUCUUGAAGCAGAGGUUGUUGUUUCUCACUGAGACUGGUGCUGGUUCGUUGGAUUUAAGAAGCAUGAAGAUCAAAGAAUCGGAGUGUGAAGGUCUAAACCAUUCUCUAGCAAGAAGUUACGUUUUUGAUGCGUCGGAACGGUCUAAAGCUUAUGGAUUCACAUCCGAAGGCGAAAUCAUUCACGUAUUGCUUCUCGGAGACAUCAUGAACUUUAAAUGUAGAGUGAGAUCAAAGAAGAAGGUUCAAAUGGAGGAGCCUGUAGCGUUACAAGCCAUCAAAGGCUAUCUUCUUAUAGUCAACCAAGAGAAAGUCUUUGUGUACAACGUAUCGACUCAACACUAUGUUCGAACCACGGGUCCUCGGCUUCUUUUCCCGGCUGCAUUAGAAGAUAUCAGGUCAACGUUCUUGAGCCAUCGAGAAUCAUCAAAAACCACCGAUCACCAGAAGCUAGAAAAGGUAACUCCUUUGAUAGCAAGCGACCGCGAAAAGCUGCUUGUGAUGGGUUUAGGAGACGGAUACGUCGCUACAUACAAAUCAAAGCUUCCGAUCUCCAAAGCAGAGUUCAACACAAUGCUUUGGAGCAGUCCUGUCUUCUUCUUCAUACUUUUCUUAUUCGGCGCUUGGCAUUUUUUCGCCAAGAAGAAAGAAUCUCUCACUGCUUGGGGACCUGACGAUCCUUUCGCCUCCACGACAAUGUCUUCUUCUUCUAGUACUACAACUGCACAAAACAGUUCCGCAUUUGCUGAAAGGAGAAACGACGACCACAUGGAUCUUCGAAGAAGGUACCUUUCGCCAUCUCGGUAUCCUCCUGGAGCAGCAACAGGUGCAUACCGGUCAGUGGGGUCUAACGACCCGAGCUCAAGAGCUCCAGUGGAAACUACUAACUACAGAACAACCGCACAGGAGAUGAAGUAUCGUGGUGGAUUCAUCUACAGUAACCUAUGGGUUCCGUGGAGAACCCAAUCUCACUUCAGGAAGCAGAGCGUGACGGGUCCUCGUUACCGGAUAUUCAGUGGAAACUCCAGCGAGGUGAGCCGACUAACGGCGGAGGCUAAAUCAAAGCCGAUUCCUUCCGGGAGCAAUCCUCAUGAGUUCGUCCACCGUGUGGCGCCUCACUACCACGCAUGGUCACGUGUCUACGGGAAGACGUUCCUCUACUGGUUCGGGUCGAAACCUGUGGUGGCCACGUCGGAUCCGAAACUAAUCCGUGAAGCUUUGACGACGGGUGGGUCGUUUGACCGAAUCGGGCAUAACCCUUUGUCUAAGCUGCUUUAUGCUCAGGGUCUUCCUGGUCUUAGAGGUGAUCAAUGGGUUUUCCAUAGAAGAAUCGCCAAACAAGCUUUUACAAUGGAGAAACUCAAGAGGUGGGUGCCAGAAAUGGUGACAAGUACUAUGAUGUUGCUUGAGAAAUGGGAGGAGAUGAGAAACGGAGAAGAAGAGAUUGAGUUAGAGGUACACAAAGAGAUGCACAGUUUGUCUGCAGAUAUGUUAUCAAGAACAGCUUUUGGGAACAGCGUGGAAGAAGGGAAAGGAAUCUUUGCGCUGCAGGAGCGUAUGAUGCGUCUUUUCUAUCUGGUUCGAUGGAGUGUUUAUAUCCCCGGAUUCAGAUUCUUUCCUUCGAAAACGAAUAGAGAAAUAUGGAGGGUUGAGAAACAAAUCCGUGGUUCUAUCCUGAAACUGAUCGAAAACAACAAAACAGCUGUUGAGAAAUCAGGAACUCUGCUUCACGCUUUUAUGUCUCCUUACACGAAUCAGAAUGGUCAAGAAGAGAAACUUGGGAUUGAAGAAGUUAUAGAUGAAUGCAAAACGUUCUACUUUGCAGCUAAGGAAACAACUGGUAACCUUAUAACAUGGGUCUUAGUUCUCUUAGCUAUGCACCAAGAAUGGCAAAAAAUUGCUCGGGAAGAAGUCAUACGCGUUCUCGGACCAACAGGGCUUCCCACUCUAGACAUCUUACAAGACUUCAAGACUCUAAGUAUGAUAAUCAACGAGACUCUCCGGCUCUACCCUCCAGCAAUGACAUUAAACCGUGACACUCUUAAGAGAGCUAAGCUCGGAAACCUUGACAUUCCUGCAGGAACUCAACUCUAUUUAUCAGUGGUCGCGAUGCACCACGAUAAAGAAACAUGGGGAAGUGACGCAGAGGAGUUUAAUCCGCGUAGAUUUGAAGAUCCCAAGAAACAAUCAGCUCUGCUUGUGCCGUUUGGGUUAGGGCCUAGGACUUGUGUGGGACAGAAUCUUGCUGUGAAUGAGGCCAAAACUGUUCUGGCUACGAUCUUGAAGCAUUACAGUUUCAGGUUGUCUCCAAGUUAUGCUCAUGCUCCUGUUUUGCUUGUGACCUUGCAGCCUCAAAAUGGUGCUCAUCUUCUCUUUAGUAGGAUUUCGAGUUAGACACUACCAAGAUUGGUUGGUAUUAUGGUCUCCGGUUUAAUCCGGUUUAGGGUACAAAAAUGUCUCAACUGCUUAGGAAAGGAGUACUGGUAGACUCCUUAGGCUUAUGAUUUGAUCAUCUUUGUGCUUUUGAAACCUCGAAAACGGUUUGGUUUUUGUACGAUUUUUAGUGUUGAAUGCUGUGGAUUUGAGGGGAGAAUAAUGAAUAAUUGGUCCUGCUUUGUAGAAUUGUAAUAAAUUUGGUUGUGCUGA